Molecule: messenger RNA, 1109 nt
Organism: Pocillopora meandrina
Lineage: Eukaryota; Metazoa; Cnidaria; Anthozoa; Scleractinia; Pocilloporidae
Source: the annotation of a GenBank genome assembly
AAUGACAAAGAGACUGAUUCAAAUGAAUCCAAUACAGGAGUCAGUGAACAGAGUGAAGUGUGCAGCUCAUGGAGAGAGAAGAGAAAGGGACGGAGAAACAUAUGGGAAAAGCGAUGUGUCAAUAAUUUAGAUGCGAUAAGUAGUAGUGUGUACGAAAACAAGAAGUUGAUUUUCACAUACACGAAAAAUUUGAAGAACGCAGAAAUACAUGCUGAUGUGCUCAAAGAAUUGGACCAGAAAUAUGAAGAUGGUAGCUUCCCAUUCAGCAUAGAUCAGCUCAAGAACAAGUUCAAGAUAUGUAUAUCUGAAUGCAAAAAAAUUGCUUUGACUGUUAAAACCUCGACGGGCAGAAAAAGGGUUCAAGAUGAAAAGCAGCUUGAAGAAUGGUUUAAUCAACUAUUUCCACUGGUCCAAACUAGGUAUUCAUGUAACCCUCACAUGGCAGCAAAGUCUUCUUUAUCGCUGCAGUUAUCUGAUGGGGAGCAAGUGAAAAGAGCAUCAAAUAACAGAAACAUCAACCGCUGACCAUCAGCAAAGGAACUGCCACAUCUGUUCCAUAUCAAGCACCUUUUCUCUAAAAGCUUGUUCAUUCUUGGGAAAUGGUUUACAUUACCACAACCAUGCUGCUGUUCAGACUGGGACAGAAAUAGAGUGGCAUUGCGAAUCCUGUGCUGAAGAGUGGAGUCGCAUAUCUAGAGAGCCUAUUGCUGUGAGCUCUACACCGGAAAACUUUGAUUCAUUGUCUACCAGCUCUGAGCCCCUCCACCCACCAACAACUGAGGUAUCAUGGGGACCGCAUCUUGGACAGUUUUUGCAAGAACAAUUUGAAGGCAGCGCUAUUAGUAAUUAAAAUUUUAUUUCAUAUACAUGUAUUUGUGCAACAUAAUAGUUUAGGUAAUAAUAGUUUUAUGGUUUUAACGACACCAAAGAGAAGCAACAAAAAGAUUCUUCAUUUCAUUUAUAUCAAAGAGACAAGUUAAAUUAAAAGUUAUUGACUCCUCUGUGUUACUUUAAUUUCAGAUGGGACAAUAGACCAUUUUGAAGACGCGAUCGAGGACCCCACUUAUCAUGAAUGUCCAGUUGGUGAAUUCCCUGUAACUUACAGAUAG